Suillus subaureus is the source of this 738-nucleotide messenger RNA. RefSeq lists its product as uncharacterized. The record is from RefSeq and is a predicted model, not a curated record. The coding region runs from base 1 to 738 and encodes 245 amino acids. The transcript is spliced from 4 exons. Lineage: Eukaryota; Fungi; Basidiomycota; Agaricomycetes; Boletales; Suillaceae.
AUGUCAUUUGCAGCUCCUCCAUUUGCUCCACCUCAUAUCGAGUCCUCCGUGAAGCGCGUGAGGGUGCUUUUCGGGGGUAAGUAUGUAGUAGACACGACGCACGCAAAACUUGUCUGGGAGAAACCUUUCUACCCGACCUAUUUCUUCUCGACAUCCGACCUGAACCCCUCGUACCUCCGCGAAUCUUCUGAUAACAAAGAGCGUGGAACGAAGGUUUACGACUUGGUCGUCGGUAAACGCGAGGCAAGGGACGCUGUAACUGUGUUCACAGAUCAAGCAAGCGACACCAAGGAUUUGGCUGGGUUACUCAAAAUCGAGUUCUCAGCUGCCGAUGCGUGGCUUGAAGAGGAUGAACGGGUCUACGUUCAUCCCAAGGACCCUUACAAGCGCGUAGAUGUAUUACAAUCUUCUCGCCACGUGCGCAUUGCGGUCGGUGGUGUCGAACUCGCAUCGACGAAUCGCCCUCGUUUGUUAUUCGAAACGGGGCUUCGCGUCAGGACGUAUAUGCCUCUCACAGAUGUCCACGUCGAGCUUCUCAGGCCGUCUGAUACAGUCUCGGAGUGUCCUUACAAGGGGGUAGCAAAUUAUUACAACGUUCAACUGCCGAACGGUGAUGUACACAAGGAUAUCGUGUGGUACUACCGUACCCCGCAGCCCGAGUGCGGUCAGAUCGCAGGUUACGUCGCUUUCUACGAUGAAAAGGUUGAUGUCUGGGUUGACGGCGAAAAACAAAAAUGA